UCAAAACAUGGCGACUACAAGAUGUCAACGUCUAGGCACUCUGCGCUCAGUGCUGUGUCUAUGUAGUGUUGCAAGACGUAUAUAAGUUUAUUCGUGUAGGAUUAACCUGUAUAUAUUGUGAAUAAUCUGGUCAAAAUGACUUCUGUAAAGGUAGCUGUACGGGUCAGGCCCUUGAACCAAAGGGAGAAGGACUUGGAGAGUAAGUUCAUCAUUGCAAUGGAUGGAAAGAAAACAACCAUUGUUAAUAGAAAGGUUUCUGAAAUGGGUGCUGAGGGUGACCACGCCAGGGAAAAUAUGCGUCUGAAGGAGUUCACAUUUGACCACUCCUUCUGGACGGUUCUUAGGUCUGACUCCAAUUAUGCCUCCCAAGAAGAGGUGUUUCAGUGUCUGGGACUGGACGUGGUGGCCUCAGCCUACGAUGGCUACAAUGCCUGUGUGUUUGCCUACGGACAGACAGGGUCAGGGAAGAGCUACUCUAUGAUGGGAAGCCAUGAUGACCCUGGGUUAAUUCCUAGAAUUUGUCAGGAGCUGUUUUCACGAAUGACUGAUGAAGAUACCAGUUAUAAAGCUGAAGUUAGUUACUUGGAAAUAUACAACGAAAAAGUGAGAGAUCUGUUGAAGCAAUCCUCUGCAAACAAACUGCAUAGCCUUCGUGUACGAGAACAUCCCAAACUCGGCCCCUACGUACAAGAUUUGUCCAAGCAUACAGUUGAUGAUUAUGAAGACAUCAAAGGCCUCAUGGAUAGAGGAAAUUCUAUCAGAACAACAGCAGCCACGAAUAUGAAUGAUACCAGUAGUAGAUCCCACGCUAUAUUUACCAUAGUGUUCACACAGGCCAAAUUUAAGAAUGACAUACCAUGUGAAAUGAGCAGCAAAAUACACUUGGUGGACCUGGCUGGGAGUGAGCGAGCAGACUCCUCUGGGGCUACUGGUCAGAGGUUAAAAGAGGGUGCAAGCAUCAACAAAUCACUGGUCACUCUCGGGUCAGUUAUCAGUGUACUCGCGGAGAUAUCGGAGAAGGGAGGUAAAUCCGGCAAGACAUUUUUCAUUCCGUAUCGAGAUUCCGUCCUGACUUGGCUCCUAAAGGACAGCCUUGGAGGAAACUCUCGAACUAUCAUGGUGGCCACGAUAUCACCUGCGGAUGUGAACUACGCAGAAACUCUGAGUACACUACGGUAUGCCAACAGAGCCAAGAACAUCAUCAACAGGCCUACUGUGAAUGAGGAUCCCAAUGUGAAGUUGAUCCGAGACCUGCGAGAUGAGAUUAACAGACUAAAGACUCUGCUGGGUGGCAAUAUCGACAACAUUUCAACUCCUAAAGUUCAGGAAAAGUUGCAUGAAAAUGAAGCAAGGGUUAAGGUAUUGACAGAAGAAUGGGCAGGAAAAUGGAAUGAGACUCAAAAUAUUUUACAGGACCAGACACUUGCCAUACGUAAAGAGGGACUCGGUGUGGUGUUGGACUCUACUCUUCCCCACCUGAUUGGUAUAGAUGAUGAUAUCCUCAGCACAGGGAUCAUGUUGUACCAUCUAAAGGAGGGAAGUACCAUUGUGGGAAGGCCGGACUCGGAGGAGAUGCCAGAUAUUGAGAUAGCUGGGAUAGAUGUCGAAGAGAACCACUGUGAGAUUGUCCAUAAAGAUGGGGAGGUAACUCUAUACCCACUGCAGGGGGCCAUGUGCUCCAUCAACGGCUCAGUGGUCGCCGAUCCAGUCAAGCUUACUCAAGGGGCUGUGAUUUUGCUUGGCAGGACUAACAUGUUCAGGUUUAAUCAUCCUGCUGAGGCUGCUAAGAUGAAACAAGAACUCCAAAGUUGUGGAUUGAGUUUCUCCCGAACAUCCCUUCUGGGUCACUCCAUGACAGACCUGUAUAAGUCUUCUGAGAACCUCUCCCUCCUGGCCGCAGGAUUUGAGUUGGAACAGAAUAAUCAAGAAGAUUUAGCCAAGCUUGAAGAUAAAAGGAAUAUGCAAUAUUUGCGUGCUCGCAAUGUUCAAGUAUUACAGAUUGGCCGUUUGGAGAAGAGACACAUGAAGGCAGAUGAGGACCGGGACGAGGCUCAGGAUAGCCUAGAGAAAUAUGUUCAGGAAAAGCAGGAUCAGCUCCUGAUGAUGCAGGAACAAUUUGAUGAGGAAAUAAGCAUUGGAGAAAAGUUGAAGAUUUUGGAGGAGAAAGAACAAUUCAUUACUCAGCAAGCUGCAGCCAAAACACAGAACCUUGACCAGGAAAGUGAGAAAAUUCGCCGACAACACGAGGAGCAGACGUCACAGCUCCAGGCCCUGGUUAGCAGACGAGCUGAACUAGACAAGUUAAAGGCUGACACUGAGGUAGAGGUCACAGCUAAGGUCAAGGAUCUCAUGUGUCAAAAGUCACAGGUUGAACAGAAAUUAAGUGCUGAUAUGAAUGAACUAAAAGACAUGCAAUCUAAAUUUGAAAUUGGAAAAAGUUCUAUACUGGAUAAUAACAAUGAUGUGAAAUCAGAAAACCUGUCACUUGAACAGAACAAAUGUGAGUUUCUCGCUCAGUGGGAAAAAGAUAAAGAAGCUAUGACGGAUAAAUGGCGUCCUCCUUUUGAAAUGAUUGAAGUCAAGAACCAGCAUAUAGAGGAAGCAUGGAAGGAUUUGUCAGAACAUGAGAGGAAACAUAAGUUACGGGAACAAAACCUGCAGGAUAUGAGUGAUGAAGAAAGAGAGAAAUUUGAACAUGAAAAACAUGAAUUAGAAAUGGCAAGAACUCUUCUGAAAGAGGAGGAAGAAAGAGUCACUCGUGAGGAGAAGGAGCUAGUUGACGACAUAGAAAAGGAAAUGGAUGAAAUGGAGCUAAAGAAAAAAGAAAAACUGAAAGAAAUAGAGUCUAAGAAACACGAUGUAAUACUCAGCUCUGAUGAGGAGUUAGGGACAAUGUUACAAAGAAUCUCAGAAAAGGAAAAGGUUUUGACCAGUGCACGUGAAUCGGUCAACAGGAUUGAUAAGGAGUUGGUGUGCUGUGAUGAUAAAUUGAGUGAGGUGGUGGACUCGACCACAGGGGAGCUGGAGGAAAUAGGGCAGAGGCAGGAGAAGCUGACCGCCAACAUGCUGGACGAGGAAGCGGUCAGUAAGACGCUGACCGAUAUCAGUAACAAGGUCAUAGAGGUGGAAACUGACUACAAAAAGGAGCUGAAGACAAUACAAUCAGAAAGAGAAAGGUUACUGAUGAACAAAGAAGCUACAGCAUUGUGUGAAGCAGAAGAAAACAGUGGGGAGAGGCUGUCUGAAGAUGCCAGACUGGAGAGGAAGAUGCAGGAGAUAGAAGCACUGAGGAAGGAAAUGGAGGCAGGGAGAUCAGAUCUGGAGGAGAAACAACGACGGUUUGAGGAGGAGAGGAAUGCCGAAAUGGACAAGAUCGAGUAUGAGGUACUCAAGCUGCAGGAGAUGGAGAGACAAGAGAGAAUAAAUGCCUUGGUUGAGCAGGAGGUGAAGAGAAGAAUGUUUGAAGAGAAAGUCGAGCGAGAGAAUAGGAGAAAGGUGGAGCGAAAGAAGGAGCAGCAGGACAGAGCGGAGGAGAUACAGAAGAUAAAGGAACAGCACAACCGAGAAGUGCGUCAGCUGAAGGCCAGGCUAGAGAAGAUCAGCAAUGGAAAACCAUCCAAAUCAGCAAAUUCCAGCAAGUCUAACCCUUAUGCUUCAGUAAUGUCAUCAGACACGGGACAGGAUGGCACAGGGUCACCUCGUCGCCACAGUAUUGAGCCCCUAGGUAGUAGUCUCACUCUGUCCGGUGACCUAAAUCUACUGAAGGUUACGAUUCCAACGUACCGUCUCCAAGGUUACGGAUCUGACCACCAUUACGAAUAUGAAGUGAAAGUCAUUAUUGGAGAUGAUUCCUGGACAAUUUAUCGUAGAUACAGCAGGUUUCGACAGGUACAUCAAGACUGGAAACGCAAAAUACCUGAGAUAAAUUCACUGGUCUUUCCUCCAAAGAAACUGUUCAGUAGAUCUGAAAAGGUAGUGGCAGAAAGGCAGAAACAAUUAGAGUUGUACAUGCAGAAUUUCUUGUCCAUCUGUCAAAGAACGCCAUCUUGUUCCCUGCAUUCCUCCAACAACAAAUAUCUCACCAAACAAGUUUUGUGUGACUUUGAGACUUUCUUCAAACGAGGGUUGUUUGAGGUGUCCAAACACGGUGCCACAUGAUGGAGUCAGCAUCUUUAAAAACAAACAAAAAGAAAGUUUUUUUUCUGUGUUAAAUAAGAAUUUUUCUGUUGCCUCGAUACAUGCUGUAUUUUCGGCUCUGUUACAGAUUUUAUAUUGUGCUUACAUUUCCAUGCAAUGGCUGGUUGAAUUGUUAUCAUUACUGUGUUGUCACCUUACAAUUUGUUACCUGUGAUUACACUGCACAGCUAUCGAUCCAGCAGUGAUUAUAUAAAACAGGUGGUGUUAUAUUUGUUACAUUUCAAUACUGAGGACAUGUAUUACUUAUACCCCAUUAAUGACUGAACAUAAGAUUGUUAAAAAGGUAUCUGGUUUGGAGAUUAAUUUUUUUUCUUCUGUGGUGUUGUACAUAUAUAGUUUUACGAGAAAUUAAGCUCAAACUUAGCUGGAAGGGAAACACCAGGUGUUAAUAUCGAGGUUUGGUUGUGCAUUCUUUUUUAUAUUUACCACCUGUAAUCCAUAUAUUCUAGGCUGGGCUUGGAUCCAGACGUGGUAACAUUCCAAGUGAAGUAAAAAUAUAAUUGUUAUGAAAUAUUAUUUAAUCGUUAAACAUUAAAGUCUAUUAAAGGUAUUUAUAACAGGUAUUAUUGAUUAUAUUUUUGCAUAAUUCUUUACAAUAUUUAGACAUAUUAAAGUCAUUGAAAUAUUUCAAAAUGUUUUAAUGUCAUAUACGGUAUCAUAUUUACAUUUCCUAGUCCCAUAUACAAAUUAUCUAUUAAGUGGUAUUAAAUAUGUAUUUAAUAAAUCAUGAUAAUGUUAUUGACAAAAAGUAAUAACGAACAUGAGCAUGAGAUUUUAAUGAUAAAUAUAAAAUGGAAUAUUCAUGAAAGUCUUGAUAGUAGUAACUUUAAUUAAAGUAGUAACUGUCAUUGAUAGAGUAACUGCCAUUAAAUUAGUAGCUGUCAUUAAUAGUAGAAACUGUCAUUAAAAUAGUAACUGUCAUUGAUAGUAGUAACUGUCAUUAAAAUAGUAACUGUCAUUGAUAGUAGUAACUGUCGUUAAAGUAGUAACUGUCAUUGAUAGUAGUAACUGUCAUU
This is a messenger RNA of Mizuhopecten yessoensis (Yesso scallop), 5213 nucleotides long. Its product is annotated as kinesin-like protein KIF16B. The transcript has 36 exons. Bases 136 to 4158 code for a protein of 1340 amino acids. The record is from RefSeq and is a predicted model, not a curated record. Gene Ontology annotation, molecular function: microtubule binding; phosphatidylinositol binding; ATP binding. NCBI's taxonomy places the organism in Eukaryota, Metazoa, Mollusca, Bivalvia, Pectinida, Pectinidae. Gene Ontology annotation, biological process: microtubule-based movement.